UCCCCUUUGCUGUAAAUCUUCGCUGAUUUAUUUUGCAUCAGCACCACACACGAGUGCUCUUCAAUGCCGCUGGGUUUGAGAGCACAUAGUCGACGACGCAGGGCAUUUUUGUCAGUUUUCCGGCCAUUACUUAUUGACUACUGACUCAGAAGAGGAAAAACACCGACUCAGCAGUACUGAGCACCGAAACCGACGCAGUAGAAUAUAGCAAUGGGGUGGCAUUGCAGCACCAAUCUCAUAGCGCUGGCUUGCCUACUAGGCAUGCUCACAACGACUAGCGUUCAUGGCUGUACACCACUUGGGAAAUUCUACAAAGACAUCAAAGAAACUCCAAUACUGCUCAGACAGUGUUUCCGAAAUGGAACAAGCUUGGAACCCAUUGAUGCAGUCAGCAUCACUGUAAACUGGACCGGCGCGGCAUAUCCACCAGACGAAUUGGCUUCUGACAAUACAGUUUCUUUCGCAAGAGCUUUGGAUCCAGAUACGUACACUUGCAUGAAGACAAAAUCAAAAUACGACAACGACACUGAUACGGCAACCAUCAUGAAUGAAUCAAGGAUCGUCGUCUUUGUCCUCUUGCGAGAGCCUUACAACGACCAGGCGUACUUCAUGAAACAUUACGAACCGGCCUCUGAUGUGGUCAGCUUCAAGAUUUACGACACCGAUGAGACCUGCGUAAACGCACGCCUGCUGUUUGACAGUCUUGGCGAUGAUUACAGUGGCAUGGUUGCAACCGCAUGAUGCUGCGGAUUAACUAUCUGAAAGCGUCAGAUAGAAGUGAAGUGUCCGAAAGACAAACGUGCUUAUUUUAGUAGUGUUUCUAAAUACACAUGCCACGCAGCGAAGCUUGCUGACUAAUUAGUCGAAUAACUAUGCUUCCUUGAUCAUUUUGUGCCUACCACACAGAAGCUUUUUGUCGUCACAGGAAUUAUUCUAAUACUUCAUGUAUUCUGCAACAUUUCAAACGCUUUCAAUAAAGUGUUGUGC
Messenger RNA from Ornithodoros turicata, 987 nucleotides. RefSeq lists its product as uncharacterized. The transcript has 6 exons. NCBI's taxonomy places the organism in Eukaryota, Metazoa, Arthropoda, Arachnida, Ixodida, Argasidae. The record is from RefSeq and is a predicted model, not a curated record. Bases 211 to 741 code for a protein of 176 amino acids.